Messenger RNA from Penicillium roqueforti, 426 nucleotides. RefSeq lists its product as uncharacterized. Lineage: Eukaryota; Fungi; Ascomycota; Eurotiomycetes; Eurotiales; Aspergillaceae. The transcript is spliced from 4 exons. The coding region runs from base 1 to 426 and encodes 141 amino acids. The record is from RefSeq and is a predicted model, not a curated record.
AUGAUCAAUUUCUUCUUAGGAGGUUCCAAGAGACACAAACACAGUCCACUGAUCGGGGUUCCUGCCGAAAUCGAAUUAUGUUUAUACCGAAAAGGCUGCAAGUCAAAUUUAAGGAACGAGAAAAUUCGACUUUGCCCCCUUUUGUUCCUACUUAUAUCCCUUCAAGACCCGUCUCUGCUCUUCAUCUGCUCUACAUCUCAUCACUCAUCCUCGGCGCUUUACCCAACGUCUAAUAACUACAUUUCUUUCUUUACAUCUCAAUAUCCUCCACCAUCGCUGGCAUUCCAAGUCUUCGUCCUAUACCCAUGGCACCAUGAACUAGACGACCAGUUCAAGCUCCUGAAAUAUGAACACCAACGCGUAUUGGAACAACACAAGCUGCUGCACCAGGCUGAUAAGCUGUCACAACUGGCCAAGCCCCAAUGA